UUACGCGGGAAGCAGCGACGCCGCCACGGGAAAACGGAAAUACUUAUCAAUUGAAACGAGAGAUUAAUAGCAGCGCAAUGGUUGAACGCAUCGAGGACCUCAAUCUGCCGAACUCCGUGAUCGCCCGGCUCAUCAAGGAGGCGCUGCCGGAGUCGGCCAGCGUCAGCAAGGAGGCGCGCGGCGCGAUCGCCCGGGCAGCAUCCGUGUUUGCCAUCUUUGUGACCUCUUCGUCGACGGCCCUGGCCCACAAGCAGAAUCACAAGACCAUCACGGCCAAGGACAUCCUGCAGACCCUCACCGAGCUGGACUUCGAGAGCUUCGUGCCCUCGCUGACGCAGGAUCUGGACGUCUAUCGCAAAAUGGUCAAGGAUAAAAAGGAGAGCAAGGCCAGCAAGAAGGACACGAGCAGCUCCGAGAAUGCCAACGCCAGCAGCACGGCAGCCGCCGAGGAAGCGACCGAGUGAUCGCAAGAGAUCCUAACUAACUGAUCCGGAAGCAUUGUCAUCUUUAGUCCUUAAGCGCAAAACUAGUAUUAGGCAUUCAUCUAUUGAACAUUAAAUAUAAUCAGUAUCAGAGUUA
This is a messenger RNA of Drosophila takahashii, 579 nucleotides long. It is a transcript of the gene Chrac-14, whose product is annotated as DNA polymerase epsilon subunit 3 Chrac-14. Lineage: Eukaryota; Metazoa; Arthropoda; Insecta; Diptera; Drosophilidae. Gene Ontology annotation, biological process: heterochromatin formation; DNA damage response; leading strand elongation. The record is from RefSeq and is a predicted model, not a curated record. Gene Ontology annotation, cellular component: CHRAC; epsilon DNA polymerase complex. Gene Ontology annotation, molecular function: protein heterodimerization activity; chromatin DNA binding.